Messenger RNA from Epinephelus fuscoguttatus (brown-marbled grouper), 992 nucleotides. RefSeq names its product mitochondrial ribosomal protein S34 (gene mrps34). Gene Ontology annotation, molecular function: structural constituent of ribosome. Lineage: Eukaryota; Metazoa; Chordata; Actinopteri; Perciformes; Serranidae. The coding region runs from base 158 to 817 and encodes 219 amino acids. Gene Ontology annotation, biological process: mitochondrial translation. Gene Ontology annotation, cellular component: mitochondrion; mitochondrial small ribosomal subunit. The record is from RefSeq and is a predicted model, not a curated record. The transcript is spliced from 4 exons.
GAACUAUUUCCGGUCGGACCAAAUAAGCGGAAGUUGUGUACCUCGUUUGCGGAGGUCAAGUUGAAUUGAUUCUGCAAACCAGGGGAAAUUCAGGACAAACGCUGACCGCUGUGUAUCAGUGAGUUGUUGUACAGAAGCUGCUGCCCAUCACGCAGUCAUGGUGAAGAAGAAGCCGCUUCGCCCCAUUGCAGAAAUGGCUCGGAAGAUCCGGGCGUACCGGGAGCUGAAGUCCCGGCCCCGGGAGUCCCAGAAGUACGCCCUGGACUAUGACACGAUGAAGCGGCCUCUCACUGGGAAGAUGCUGCCUGUGAUGGCCUGGCAGGAUGUCCGCAGGGAGAGUCGCCUCUUCUCCCUGCUGGCAGGCAUGAGGAUGUUCGGAGUGGGGCGUCUCUUUACCCGCAAGUCCUGGCUGGAGGACCACAAGGAGCCCAGCUACUGGCAGAUCACCAAGAUCAAGGUGGACUACACAUCUGAGAACAUGGAUCAUGGCAAAGCAUGGGGGGUCCUCACCUACAAAGGAAAAAAGGAGAGCGAGGUCAAAGAGGUGGACAAGGUGAUGUACCACGACUGGCGCCUGAUUCCCAAACACUUAGAGCAGCAGUUUAAGGAAUUUGAGCCACUCCCUGAGCCGCCUGUGCGCCAUGUCCCCUACCCUCCCCUACUCCGUGCCAUGCUGCUGGCCCAGCACAAGAAAGCAGUAGGCAGCAUUGCAGUUGAGGAGCCGACCUUACCUUUACAGAGGGACGUCGUGCUUAACAAAGACUAUUUCCGCAAGCAGGAACAAGAGAGACAGAGGACAGAGGGGACAGCGGUGUGAUACUUGUGGUUCUGAAGAUGGAACUCUUGGACAUUUUGAAGCAAAUCAGGGCUGACAGAAGUCAUAACUUCAUGGACACAAAUGAGUUCUCUGUUAUUGUCAUCUGACACAAGCCUCUCUGUAUGUAAUAUGUAUCUGUGUAGUGUGGUAAAUAUUAAAUUUAAGAUAAAAUGUA